Molecule: messenger RNA, 462 nt
Organism: Truncatella angustata
Lineage: Eukaryota; Fungi; Ascomycota; Sordariomycetes; Amphisphaeriales; Sporocadaceae
Exons: 1
Coding region: 1-462 (153 amino acids)
Source: RefSeq, a predicted model, not a curated record
AUGACCAGAUUGCGACUCGAGAGUUUCGAUGGCCCGUUAUUGCCCGCUCGCUGCCGUCCAUGGGCCUGCAAGAUCAGGCGCGCCGCGCUGGUCUGGCGCUUGCAGAGCCUGGCCUGGGGCGGAAUGGGGUCAAAAGACUGGAUCUACAAGUAUGAACAGUGCUACUUAGUGUUGACGAUGUCGCAAUACUCCACAGCCAGCGUCAGCGCAAGUACGACCAAAUCGCUGCCGUUACUGGCGCGAACCCAUCCUCUCUCUACGAAAACCGUUAUCGCAAUCUCCUGGGAACCCUCGGGUCUCAGUGUUCCCAACUGCGAUGCGUGUGUACAUGUAUGCGUCUUCUCUUGUGCGAGCUUGGAUCUCGAUAUCCCCAAGACCGUGCCCAGGACAGAUUGCGUGACGACAGGCGCCUUUACCGAAUUGGAGGACCUGGGGUCCUCCGGCUUCUUCGUCUACUGCUAA